Molecule: messenger RNA, 2511 nt
Organism: Plasmodium cynomolgi strain B
Lineage: Eukaryota; Apicomplexa; Aconoidasida; Haemosporida; Plasmodiidae
Product: ATP dependent RNA helicase
Exons: 6
Coding region: 1-2511 (836 amino acids)
Biological process (GO): maturation of LSU-rRNA from tricistronic rRNA transcript (SSU-rRNA, 5.8S rRNA, LSU-rRNA)
Cellular component (GO): nucleolus
Molecular function (GO): ATP binding; nucleic acid binding
Source: RefSeq, a predicted model, not a curated record
AUGGUGUCGUAUUUAUGUGCAGCAAAAAUAACCCAUCGUGGUGUUUCUAACCCGAUUAAGAAAAAAAUGUUGCGUAAAAGUGAUAUCCCUCGAGCGGCCCUUAAUGAAAUUUCGAUCAAAAGAACCAUUUCUACAGCAAUAAAAUUGGUUAACUAUAAUUACUAUUUUGGGGUUCGAAGAAAUGAAAAAGGGGCCUACAGAUUUUUUCACCAUAGGAAUAAAUUAAGUAGCCAUUUUUUUGAAGGCAAAAAAGAACUUGGAGGAAGCAAAAGUAGCAUUUCGUAUAGCAACAGAAUUUAUCAAAAGUUGUAUGAAGAAAAUCCUUCAGAGAGUUGUGCAGAUGAGGAAAAUUUUCCAAAUGUAGAAAAAAGUGCUAACUGGAAAUGGGAAGAAACGAUACGACAUGAGAAUCUCACAAAUGGAGAUAGCCCACAGAGUGGACAGAACAAAAUUUUAAACAGACAUGAAUACAUCGAUCUGAAUUUGCUAAACAUCGAUGAAGAAAUUGUGAAUAACUUAAAGGUGAUCCUCAAAAUAGAUAAGCUCUACAUGUAUCAGUACAUAAUUUUUAACGAAAUUUUUGCAAACAAUUGCAAGCAUGUACUUGUAUACAACAAGACAGGAACGGGGAAAACGCUCAGCUACUUGUUACCGUUAAUACAAAAAUUGAUAAAUGAAAAAUUCGACUGUAACAGAAAGAUAUUAAUUUUGACACAGAAUAUUUAUCUCUGCAAACAGUUAUAUAUUUACAUUUUGUCCAUUUACCCCAAUUUAAAUGUGUGCAUUUUGUUCGAUGAACAUGAUCCCUGCGAUCGUGUGAAAAAAAUAAAGCAAGAUGUAAUUGGGAAGGAAGAAUUUACUCACAAACUGAAUGAACAGAAUAAUGAUUUGUAUAGAGAAAACUACGGCAUCCAUUUUUACCUAGCCACGCCAAAUAAAUUAGAGUUUUACAUAAAGAAUUAUAAGAAUACGAAAAAAAAUGAAAAGAACGUCAUGAACAAUAUUUUAAAUUGUGUACACACCAUCGUUGUAGAUGAGUUUGAUUAUUUAGUCGAAAGUAGAAAGUUGAUUUUUAAAUUUAAAAGGGACUUAUUGAACGGGUUUGAUGAUGAGGUGACCGCAAAAAGGAACGAUACUAAGGGGGAAAAUUUUAAUCGUGAAAAUUAUCAAAUAUAUUUGUUCACAGCAAAUAUGAAUGAACUGAUAAGGAAAAAAAUUAACGACCAUUUAUGUGGUUUUGUUUUUUUUGAUUUUAUUAAUGGGGUUAAAGAAGUUAUUCAAAAUAAAGUGGAUGAAGAAAGAGCGAGUGUGUUAAAAAAUUCGCAACAUAUAAUUCAGUUGCUGAGCAGAGAGAACAAGACGUCCAGCCUGUGCAAUUUGAACAUUGCCCACUUUAUAUGCAAAAUAAAUACCCCCUCGAAGUAUAAGUAUGUAUCCUAUUUUUUAAAUGAGUUUUUUUUUUUAAAGAGAAAAAAUGUGUCAGGGAGAAGAGGGACCCACCAGUUGUCCGACAAAAAUGACGAGUGCGAUAGUGACAAGUUGAUCCGGGAUUACAUGGGCAGGAAUCCCCUUGAGGAGAUGGAGAGGGAGAAGGAGGAUAAAAUAAGCAAGUGCAUAAUUUUUGCCAACUCCAAGGAAGAGGUCGAAAAGCUGCACGAGAAUUCCUUCCUGAAGCCCCACUCCGUUAUUAUGCACUCGGAACUGCUAACGUUGCAGAAAAAUGAAAAUAUAAACCUGUUUAAAUUGGGGAAAAAGCCCAUCCUCAUCACGACGGAUAUAGUGAGCAGGGGGCUCGACAUAGACAACGUUAUUUUCAUUCUGAAUUACUCGCCUCCCACGUCCCCAAAUGAUUACAUACAUAGAUCGGGUCGAACCGGAAGAGCGAAAGAAAAGGGAGUCUGCCUAACGAUGUACCAUAAAUAUGAAUAUAAAAAUCUGGACAAGAUAAUGAAGUAUACCAAAAAUAAUUUUCAAGUUAUUUUAUGCCCCCAUGUAGAUGAAGUCUACAAAUUUUCAGUGGACAGUUUGACAGAAAGCAUAAUGAAGAUCGCCCCGGAGGAAUACGAAUUUCUUAAUGAUAGAUCAAAGGAGCUACUAAAAACGCAUGGUACAAAAAUCAUUGCGCAGAUACUCUCCGUUUUGCUAAAAAAUGACAGAAAGGGACACACUGUUUCUCUGCUAUCUGGAAAGAAGAACUACGUCGCCGUUUUGAUAAAGGACCCCUUUUUUGAGGCAAUAAAAAAUAAGGACGAUAUUGUUAACUUGAUGAAAAUCACCACGGGAAACAAAAAUGUGUCAAAUGUUGUCGGAGAUGUGGCCAAAUGUGAUGAGGGCUACAUUGCAGACAUUUCUAACACGCACGUUAAUAAAAUUAUAAGUUUGUUCAAUAGCUCCAACUCGGAAUAUAAGAACAAGGGUGUACAAAUUGACACUGUAAUAGAAUUACCUCCAUUGAUUCGCGAAAAAAAAACCAUCAUAAGAAAAAACAGAAAAGCUCCAUGGAUAAAAUAG